AGUUCAGUCAAGUGAGUCUCACGUGACAAGUACAGAACGGGAUUUCAAUUUUUACUUUUACGUCAAAUUGCGCUUGAUACGCUUUAUGUGCUUCAGUAUAUUGUGAAUGUGACAAGUGUGUAUAUUAGUAAACUUUUUUUGUUUAAUACACGAACAAAACUACUUAAGCUGCUGCACAGUUAGCUAGCUAGAUAGCUUCUUGAACUACGACGUCUCCGUUUUCACGGCAUGAUGUUUUAGUCACUUGAGGCACUUCAAACCCUCUAAAAUAUAUUCAGCCGGAACAUGGGGUUACUAAAUAUCAUAGUUUUGUUUACGCUGCUCAUCCCAGCCUAUCGGGCUGUGUCACUGCCGAACUUCGUGCUUCUCUUCGCAGAUGAUCUGGGCUACGGUGAUCUGGGAUGUGUUGGUCACCCCACUUCACUGACUCCAAACCUGGACCUACUGGCGGCGAAUGGAUUGCGUUUUACCGACUUCUACGUAACCAGCCCUGUUUGUAGCCCCUCAAGAGCUUCUCUUCUGACGGGCCGUUAUCAAACACGCUCUGGGAUCUACCCAGGUGUGCUGUACCCAGGAUCAAAGGGUGGGCUUCCCCUGAAUGAAACCACCAUUGCAGAGGUACUCAAGCCACUAGGCUAUGCCACAGCCAUGAUGGGGAAAUGGCACCUUGGCUUUGGGGCAAAUGGUACUUACCUGCCCACACGACAAGGCUUUGACCACUACCUUGGCAUCCCAUACUCUCAUGACAUGGGUCCCUGUCACAAUCUGACAUGCUUCCCUCCUGAUGUGAAGUGUUUUGGUCACUGUGACACUGGUGUGGUAACAGUGCCACUGAUGUAUGGUGAAACAAUCAAGCAGCAGCCUGUAGAUUUUGUGGAGCUGGAGGACUCCUACAGCAGUUUUGCCUCCGAGUUCAUCCGAACGGCAGCCAACAACCAGCAGCCCUUCUUCCUCUAUUAUGCUUCUCAUCAUACUCACUACCCCCAGUAUGCAGGGUGGAAGUCUGUGGGCAGAUCUCUUAGAGGGCCAUUUGGGGAUUCUCUUUUGGAGUUUGACUCUACUGUAGGAAACAUACUGCAAACUCUGAAGGAGACAGGCGUUCUCAACAACACGCUCAUCUUCUUUACGGGUGACAAUGGGCCAGAGCUAAUGCGAAUGAGUCGUGGAGGAAAUGCUGGGUUGCUGAAGUGUGGUAAAGGGACAACAUAUGAAGGAGGAAUGAGAGAACCUGCCAUUGCAUACUGGUCCGGAAUAAUACAACCAGGUGUCACUCAUAGUCUGUCCAGCUCAUUGGACAUCCUACCCACCUUUGCAAGACUGGCUGGUGCUCCGUUACCCAAGGUCCAGCUGGAUGGUGUGGACAUGACAGAUAUAUUACUCAACCAUGUACCAGGUAAGCGGGAGGCCAUGUUUUUCUACCCAACUGACCCCAGUGAGAAAUAUGGUGUGUUUGCAGUGAGAAUGGAGAAGUACAAAGCUCACUAUUACACACGGGGUGCAGCACACAGUGACACCACUCCAGACCAGGACUGUCAUAUAACCUCUUUCCUGAAGCAGCAUGACCCUCCUCUGUUGUUUGACCUGGAGUCAGACCCCUCUGAGAAUUACAACCUGAGUCCUAGUGAGCAUCCAGAGCUAGCCAGUGUGCUACAGAAGAUUCAAGCCCUCAAAGACCAGUUUGAGGCCUCAAUGCAGUUUGGAGAGAGUGAGGUUAAAAAAGGAACAGACCCUGCACUGGAGCCUUGCUGUACACCGCAGUGCACUCCCAAACCUGAAUGCUGCCAGUGUGGGACUAUGGGACGCUGAUGUUUUUGCUUUUGGGAUUGAUUUUCUUAUUACUAAUCACUGUGAAUUUUGAAUUUUGUGAUCUUUUGUACACAAAAGGGAUUUUGGUUUCUUUAUAAGGGAAAUGGAAAAGAGACAGUACUGUGAAUUAAAUAGUGCAAUUUCUGCCUCUCAUACACGUAGUUUGAAAUCAGCAGAAAGACUGAAUGCUCACGGACGGAUACAUACAUUUAAAUGUGUGAUAAUUUAUCUUCCCGAAUUUAAAUUAAACUGGGUCCAACAUGUCUAACCUGAGGAAAUCACAAUAUUAAAUAAAAAAUAAAUAGGUUAUCUUUGAA
Electrophorus electricus (electric eel) is the source of this 2123-nucleotide messenger RNA. RefSeq names its product arylsulfatase A (gene arsa). Gene Ontology annotation, molecular function: arylsulfatase activity. NCBI's taxonomy places the organism in Eukaryota, Metazoa, Chordata, Actinopteri, Gymnotiformes, Gymnotidae. The record is from RefSeq and is a predicted model, not a curated record.